AUGUCUUACAAUAAUUACACCAGGACUAGCACUGGCCGCCCAGAGCCGAUUCAGCAACAGCAGACCAUGGCGAAGCCCACCAGGAAAUAUGACUUGGUUGUUGAACAACAACCGAUCCGAGCCCGCAUGUGCGGCUUUGGUGACAAGGAUCGAAGGCCGAUCACACCCCCGCCCUGCGUCCGCUUGGUCGUCUACGACACCCACACGGGACAAGAGGUCCCCUUCAACGACAUCGACAGCACAUACUUCGUGCUCAUGGUCGACCUCUACGACGCGCAGGGAGUCAAUGCCGUCAACCUGGUGAGACACAGUAGCGCGGCGCCGACCGUGUCGAUAUCAAGUAGUACUACCACCUCUUACCCUCCGCCGCCCGAGCGAACACACCACAUGUUCACAGCCCAAGUUCAGUACGACUCCCGCGGGGGCAUGCCGCAGCAGCACAUGGUCCAAUACGGCGGAAACCCCGUUCCAGGGCCCCAGGGAUACUGGCAGGCCCAACCACCGGGCUACCCCAUGCCGCAAAACAUGUACGGGCAGCCCCCCGUGCAGAUGACAAACACAAUGAUUCCCGCAACACCCAUGGGCUCGAAUCACACCCGCAAUCUCAUUGGCAUGAACGCUGUCAAUGCAUGCCGCCUCCAAGAUCUCGACCAAAAACCCGGCUUUUGGUUCGUCCUACAGGAUCUGAGCGUGCGCACCGAGGGCACAUUCCGGCUGAAGCUCAGCCUUUUCGACAUUGGCUCCAACGACGGCACCAACGGCACCAUUCACAUGAACGACGGCAGCAAAGGUAAAGGCCCAUGCCUUGUCUCCAACUUCACCGAGCCCUUCACUGUCUACUCCGCCAAGAAGUUCCCCGGUGUCAUUGAAAGCACCAAGCUCAGCAAGUGCUUUGCGCAGCAGGGUAUCAAGAUCCCCAUUCGCAAAGAUGGCCCCAAGGUGCCUAACCAGGCUGAGUUUGAUGAGGAUGCGUGA
Messenger RNA from Alternaria incomplexa, 975 nucleotides. It is a transcript of the gene VEL2, whose product is annotated as Velvet complex subunit 2. The transcript has a single exon. The record is from RefSeq and is a predicted model, not a curated record. Bases 1 to 975 code for a protein of 324 amino acids. NCBI's taxonomy places the organism in Eukaryota, Fungi, Ascomycota, Dothideomycetes, Pleosporales, Pleosporaceae.